GUUUCUCGUCGCGCCUGAAGGAGGCCUUUAUAAAAGCGCCACGCCAGCCUCUUAACCAUUCAGUUUCUGAAAGUCAUUGUUUGCUAGUUAUCAUGUCUGGACGAGGAAAGACCGGAGGUAAGGCACGCGCCAAGGCUAAGACUCGCUCUUCUCGAGCUGGUUUGCAGUUCCCCGUUGGCCGUGUUCAUAGGCUUCUGAGAAAAGGCAACUAUGCUGAGCGAGUGGGUGCCGGUGCUCCCGUUUAUUUAGCUGCUGUGCUCGAGUACUUAACUGCUGAAAUUCUCGAGUUGGCUGGCAAUGCUGCCCGCGACAACAAGAAGACCAGAAUCAUUCCUCGCCAUUUGCAGCUGGCUGUACGCAACGAUGAAGAGCUUAAUAAGUUGCUUGGUGGUGUGACCAUCGCUCAGGGUGGUGUGCUGCCCAACAUUCAGGCCGUGCUUCUGCCCAAGAAGACUGAGAAACAGGCUAAGAGCAAGUAAACUGAAACGACAAAUUCAUCAACCCCAACGGCUCUUUUUAGAGCCACC
Erpetoichthys calabaricus (reedfish) is the source of this 527-nucleotide messenger RNA. Its product is annotated as histone H2A-like. The record is from RefSeq and is a predicted model, not a curated record. Gene Ontology annotation, molecular function: protein heterodimerization activity; structural constituent of chromatin; DNA binding. Gene Ontology annotation, cellular component: nucleosome. The transcript has a single exon. NCBI's taxonomy places the organism in Eukaryota, Metazoa, Chordata, Cladistia, Polypteriformes, Polypteridae. The coding region runs from base 93 to 479 and encodes 128 amino acids.